UCCACUGAGACCAUGAGGGUUCACACGGACCGGACCGCAUGAGGACCACCAGGACCCGGACCAGAUGGACCAGAUGGAUCGGAGGACCAGCAGCGGCCCCGGGGCCCCCCCCCCCGCCUGGGGGGCCAUGGUGAAGUCUGCCUCGGCGUACGCAGACCUGCAGCAGCACCGGGCCGAGGGCGUCCGCAGGAAGCCGCGUCCGGCGUCCGGCUACGUGCCCCAGCCCGACUACCUGGAGGAGGACGAGGACGAGGACCUCAUCAAGCCCAAGAAGCUGGUGAACCCCGUCAAGGCUUCAAAGAGUCACCAGGAGCUUCACCGGGAGCUGAUGAGCAGCUGCAAACGAGGCAGCGGGGUGAGUGUGGAGACAAAGCCGGAGCUGCAGAGAGUUCUGGACUCGAGGAAAAGAGAUCAGCUGAUGAAGAAGAGGAAACAGGAAGAGGAAGAACGGAGGAAGAUCUCCCCUCUGGAGGCGGAGCUUCUGAAGAGACACCAGAAACUGGACGAGUUGGACCGACACCAGGAGGAAGAGGACGACUCGAAAGCGCCGGAGUUCGUCAAAGUGAAAGAAAAUCUGAGACGGACGUCGUUUCACAGUAAAGAAGAAAAGGAAGUGUAGAGAGGACUGAUGUCCGCUAGAGGACAGAGGACUCAAAGAUAAAGGGACUCAAACACACAAGGACUCAAACAUACAAGGACUCAAACAUACAAGGACUCAAACACACAAGGACUCAAACAUAUGAGGACUCAAACAUACGAGGACUCAAAGAUACAAUGAUUUAAUCACACAAGGACUCAAACAUACAAGGACUCAAACAUACAAAGACUCAAACACACAAGGACUCAAAGAUACAAGGACUCAAACAUACGAGGACUCAAACAUACAAGGAUUAAAACACACGAGGACUCAAACAUACAAUGAUUAAAACACACGAGGACUCAAACAUACAAGGACUCAAACACACAAUGACUCAAACAUACAAGGACUCAAACAUACAAUGACUCAAACACACGAGGACUCAAACAUACAAUGAUUAAAACACACGAGGACUCAAACAUACAAUGACUCAAACACACAAUGACUCAAACAUACAAGGACUCAAACAUACAAGGAUUCAAACACACAAGGACUCAAACAUUCAAGGACUCAAACAUACAAGGACCCAAAUACACGAGGACUCAAACACACGAGGACUCAGACAUACAAGGAUUCAAACACAAAAGGACUCAAACAUACAAGGACUCAAACAUACGAGGACUCAAACAUACAAUGAUUAAAACACACGAGGACUCAAACACACGAGGACUCAAACAUACAAGGACUCAAACACACAAUGACUCAAACAUACAAGGACUCAAACAUACAAGGAUUCAAACACACAAGGACUCAAACAUACGAGGACUCAAACAUACAAUGAUUAAAACACACGAGGACUCAAACAUACAAGGACUCAAACACACAAGGACUCAAACAUACGAGGACUCAAACAUACAAUGAUUAAAACACACGAGGACUCAAACAUACAAGGACUCAAACACACGAGGACUCACUUAGGACAAAUCAAGGACACUCUUGGAACACACUGAGGACAAUCGGAGGACACAACCAUACGAAGGACACUGAGGACACUCAGAGGACACUAAGGAAACUCUGUGACACUCUGAGGACACUGAGGACACUCUGAGGACACUGAGGACACUCAGGGCGUCUGAGGACUCUGAGGACUCUUUCCAGAUGCUGGACAGAACAGCUGUGAUGUCUCUGGGGAGACUUGAGGCCAACCAGUAAUUCAUCAUUAUGGGAUGGAUUACCCGAGUUGUCACACCUGUUGGAUGACUGUUGCCGUGGAGACGGACAGCGUCUUUCUGAAUGACUGUUUCCAGACAUGUCUCAGAAAGGUUUUUUGAAACCUAUUUGAAAAGAUCUUGAAAAUGAAGAAAUUAUUUUAUUUUACAGUCAAAGUAAUUUUAAAGAUUUACAGAAGUCAUAAUUACAAGAAACAGAAGUCAUAAUUAUGUUAUACAGAAGUCAUAAUUAGAAGCAACAGAAAUCAGAAUUUGGAGACUCUGGUCAUUAUAAAAUACAAGAUGUUCUCAUUAUGUCCAAUUAAAAGAAAAUAUUUAAUUCAUAUACGACUCAGUUAUAAUAACUAUUUGCUAAUUAUGUACGAAAAAUAAGUUUUCUUGUGAUUAUGAACAUUCUGACAAAACAUGAAGAAAUGCAAUAAAUAGAUUUUAUUUAUUGCAUUUUAACUGGUGAUAAGUUCUAGUUAAAUUAAAUCAUUUGUAAAUCAUCAUUAUAAGAUAUAGAAACGUAUAAUUCUCAUUUCUUCAGACGCUAACUCAUGAAUGUAAUUAUGAACAUAGAAAUCAUUUAAUAUCAUUUUUACAGGAACAUUAGUUUGAAUAAAUGCUAAAUUAUUAAAAUUACAAAGAAACAAACAACAUGAACAUGUAUGUUGAAAUAAAACAUUUGUUUAAGUUGUUAACAAUGUAAUGACUUGAAAACAAACGUUUCAUUUCAAGUCGUUACAUUGUAACAACAAACGUUAUAUUUCAAGUCGUUACAUUGUAACAACAAACGUUUCAUUUCAAGUCGUUACAUUGUAACAACAAACGUUAUAUUUCAAGUCGUUACAUUGUAACAACAAACGUUUUAUUUCAAGUCGUUAUAUUGUAAACAAACAUUUUAUUUCAAGUCGUUACAUUGUAACAAACGUUUAUUUCAAGUCGUUACAUUGUAAACAAACGUUUUAUUUGAAGUCGUUACAUUGAAACAACAAACGUUUAUUUCAAGUCGUUACAUUGUAAACAAACAUUUUAUUUCAAGUCGUUACAUUGUAACAACAAAUGUUUAUUUCAAGUCGUUACAUUGUGACAAACGUUUAUUUCAAGUCGUUACAUUGAAACAACAAACGUUUAUUUCAAGUCGUUACAUUGAAACAACAAACGUUUAUUUCAAGUCGUUACAUUGUAACAAACGUUUAUUUCAAGUCGUUACAUUGUGACACAUGUUUAUUUCAAGUCGUUACAUUGUAACAAACGUUUAUUUCAAGUCGUUACAUGAUAACAAACGUUUAUUUCAAGUCGUUACAUGAUAACAAACGUUUAUUUCACGUCGUUACAUGAUAACAAACGUUUAUUUCAAGUCGUUACAUGAUAAACGUUUAUUUCAAGUCGUUACAUGAUAAACGUUUAUUUCAAGUCGUUACAUGAUAACAAACGUUUAUUUCAAGUCGUUACAUGAUAACAAACGUUUAUUUCACGUCGUUACAUUGUACCCACUUUGUUUCUCCUUUUGUUUGCAGACAUUUUAACGCUGAAAGCUGGAACAGAGAGAAAAUACCAAGAUUGUCUUUUUUGAGUUGUUCGUUGCAUAUAAUAAAAAAGUAUGAAUAAUACUGACAAAUAUUAGUUAUUUUAAUUAAAGCACGCACGUAAUCUACUUGGUGGAAGUCGUAAUCACGCAACAACCUCGUUCACAUUAUUACAAGAUACAUAACUUUUUUUUCUUCUCGUAAUUAAAUUAUUUUAAUACCUCGAUGUUUUACUCGAAAUUGUGACAUAAAUAUGACAUCAUUAUGGUAUGGAUAAUGACUUCGGCCUCACCGUGUACACUUUGUUUUAAAGACAUCGUGACCCCGUGACCUCUCACAGAAUGUAAUGAAGCCUUAUACUGUGGACGUUUUUUUAUUGUUGCUAGUGAAUUGUACAAUCAUUUAAAUCAUUUAUUGAUUAUACAGCACUUUAGACCUUUAGCUGUAUAAAUGAAGAUUACAAUCUAAAACUAGACUUAUUUUACUUGUAUUUUUGACUUUGUUUCAGAUGGUGUUGGUGGACAUGAAGACAAUAAAAGACGUAACGCUG
Messenger RNA from Pseudoliparis swirei, 3867 nucleotides. RefSeq names its product protein FAM107B-like. NCBI's taxonomy places the organism in Eukaryota, Metazoa, Chordata, Actinopteri, Perciformes, Liparidae. The record is from RefSeq and is a predicted model, not a curated record. Gene Ontology annotation, cellular component: synapse; stress fiber; neuron projection. The coding region runs from base 65 to 619 and encodes 184 amino acids. Gene Ontology annotation, biological process: regulation of actin cytoskeleton organization; actin filament bundle assembly; actin filament polymerization. The transcript is spliced from 4 exons.